GAAACGUUUGGCUGGUGUUGUUUGUAACACGAAGGUCAAAGAUAAUAACGUGAUCAGAUGAAUGUAAUUUGAUAGACACUAGACAGUGUUUUUGUUAAAAUUUGGGGUUGGACUGUUCAGUGUCAUUUUUAUUAAAGUUUUUUGCUGCUGACGGUGGUAUAUGUUUGAUCUUUGCUUAUUACUUUUCAGAGAAAAUGAGCUAAGCUUUUACGUUUGUAGAAGUAUGGUGCAGUAGUUUGAAAGUGUUUGAAGAAUUUUAUGAUGUUAAUGUCUAGCUGUUACUUGGCCGUAAUAUUGCCCGUAUUCAUUACCAAAUUCGAGAAAUGACAAUCACAAGUGAAGCAGGGCCUUCCCGUAGUGGCAGUGAACCAGGACCUUCCAGAAGUAACAAUGGCGAGGAAAAAGAAAAAGACAAGGAAAAAGACGAACGAAUGUUCGAAUGUAACAUUUGUUUAGAUACUGCAAGAGAUGCUGUAGUGAGCUUGUGUGGUCAUCUGUUUUGUUGGCCAUGUUUACACCAAUGGCUUGAAACAAGGCCAAACCGUCAGAUGUGCCCUGUAUGUAAGGCUGCAAUCAGCAAGGAGAAAGUAGUUCCAUUGUAUGGAAGAGGGAGCACUAAACAAGAGGAUCCUAGGUACAAGAUUCCGCCACGCCCUCCUGGACAGCGUACUGAACCUGAAAAUAAUGGGGGAUUCCCGGGCUUUGGCUUUGGAGAUGGCCUUCACAUGUCAUUUGGCAUUGGUGCCUUUCCCUUUGGUAUCUUCACAUCUACCUUCAAUUUUGGUGAUCCUAGACCUAGUGCAGCUCCUCGUGGAACACCCCAGUUUGAAGAGGAGCAGUUUCUGUCGAAAGUAUUCCUUUGGGUUGCAAUCAUUUUCAUAUGUUGGCUGUUGAUGGCAUAAUAUCAGCACUCAUGAUCACAGAAACCACUUCGCGAGAGCCUUCUGUAAAAGUUGUUUAAAUUUUUUCAAAUAUUUAUAUAUGUAUAAAGAGAAAUAUGAAGCACUUUUAUUGUUAUCAAUUGUCAAAUGCUGAAUGUAUAUGUGGUGGUAUAACAUUUUUCUUAUUAUGUAUCUUAUAUAUUAUUAUGUAUAUUGUCACGACAUAGAUAGAUAAAUAUUCUUUGUAACUGAAUUGCUUGAUUUUUCAUAUCAUCUUUUCAGGUGUAUAUAAAUAAGGUGCAUAUAAAUACAGUGUUUUAUAAUAUUAGCAUUAGCAAUAAAUGGCUGGGAAUAUGCAAAAUUUUGUCUCAAGCAGCUUUUUGUUGAAAGAAGAUACAUCAUUUAAUAGUAGGUUACCAUAUAUAUAUAUGCAAGGCAUAAAAAACAGAAUGGCAUUGUAAAGAAAAUUGUUCUUUGUUUUCCAUAGUAAGUGAAAUAAUUAUUUUUACUAAUAAUGAAGUUGCAAUCCAUUGUGCUAUUAGAAUCCUAAGCUUCAUUAAGGGCAGCCAUUUAUUUUGUUGAUGUUGCGUUUAUUAUUUGUAGAUUAUCGAGUGGUGUUCAGUAUUAUAUAAUUUGUAACCCUUCAUAAAUUGUGAAUAUUAUAUAUUUGAAUUUUAAA
This is a messenger RNA of Schistocerca gregaria, 1560 nucleotides long. Its product is annotated as E3 ubiquitin-protein ligase RNF185-like. Lineage: Eukaryota; Metazoa; Arthropoda; Insecta; Orthoptera; Acrididae. The transcript has 6 exons. Gene Ontology annotation, cellular component: endoplasmic reticulum. The record is from RefSeq and is a predicted model, not a curated record. Bases 324 to 902 code for a protein of 192 amino acids. Gene Ontology annotation, biological process: ubiquitin-dependent protein catabolic process. Gene Ontology annotation, molecular function: metal ion binding; ubiquitin protein ligase activity; ubiquitin-like protein conjugating enzyme binding.